GGCGGCGUGGGGGCGGUGCCUCACGUCUGGUACAGUCAUCAAAAGCCUCUCUUCGGCGGGACUGUAAUGGCCGGAGAGAUGACGAUCUUAGGAUCAGCUGUUUUGACUCUCCUGUUGGCUGGCUAUUUGGCACAACAGUAUUUACCUUUGCCUACCCCAAAAGUGAUCGGCAUUGACCUGGGCACCACCUAUUGUUCUGUGGGAGUGUUUUUUCCUGGAACAGGAAAAGUAAAGGUGAUUCCAGAUGAAAAUGGGCAUAUCAGCAUACCCAGCAUGGUGUCCUUUACUGACAGUGAUGUGUAUGUGGGGUAUGAAAGCUUAGAGAUGGCAGAUUCAAAUCCUCAGAAUACAAUAUAUGAUGCCAAAAGAUUCAUAGGUAAGAUUUUCACCCCAGAAGAGCUGGAGGCUGAAAUUGGUAGAUACCCAUUUAAGGUUUUACACAAAAAUGGCAUGGCCGAGUUUUCAGUGACAAGUAAUGAAACCAUCACCAUUUCCCCAGAGUAUGUAGGCUCUCGACUGUUGUUGAAAUUAAAGGAAAUGGCAGAAGAAUAUCUUGGAAUGACAGUUGCCAAUGCUGUCAUUUCUGUACCUGCAGAAUUUGACCUAAAGCAGAGAAAUUCAACAAUUGAAGCUGCCAGUCUUGCUGGACUGAAGAUCUUGAGGGUCAUUAAUGAACCUACAGCAGCAGCUAUGGCCUAUGGUCUGCACAAGGUUGAUGUCUUCCACGUCUUGGUUAUAGACUUGGGUGGAGGAACUCUAGACGUGUCAUUAUUGAAUAAGCAAGGAGGAAUGUUUCUGACACGAGCAAUGUCUGGAAACAAUAAACUUGGAGGACAAGACUUCAAUCAGCGCUUACUUCAAUAUUUAUAUAAACAGAUCUACCAGACCUAUGGCUUCUUCCCCUCUAGGAAAGAGGAAAUCCACAGAUUGAGACAAGCUGUGGAAAUGGUCAAAUUAAACCUCACACUUCAUCAGUCUGCCCUCAUAUCAGUGUCACUAACAGUGGAAGGAAGAGACAGCAAGGGACCUCAGAAUGACGACUCAGAGCCACCAAAGGACCAACUCACCCCAGGAGAUGGCCACCAUGUGGACACAGUGCCUGCACCUGACCUUUCUGAAAAGCAACGUGGAGAAAGCCAGGUUUUAUUUGAAACAGAAAUAACCCGGGACCUCUUUGAUACCCUUAAUGAAGAUCUGUUUCAGAAAAUACUCGUGCCUAUUCAGCAAGUGUUAAAAGAAGGCCAUGUGGACCAGACUGAGAUUGAUGAAGUGGUUUUAGUUGGGGGUUCUACUCGAAUUCCUCGAAUUCGCCAAGUCAUUCGAGAGUUCUUUGGAAAGGAUCCCAACACAUCUGUGGAUCCUGACCUGGCAGUGGUGACGGGAGUGGCUAUCCAAGCAGGGAUCGAUGGUGGCUCUUGGCCUCUCCAAGUCAGUGCUUUAGAAAUUCCCAAUAAGCAUUUACAAAAAACCAACUUCAACUGAAUUUGCAAGGAACAAUAAUAAUUUGUGGUCUUGUUUGAUGGUCUAUAUUAUCAAACAACCUCCUCCACAAAAGUCUCUACCUAUAAAGUGUCUCACAGAUUUACUCUAGAGGACAGUUCCAUGCAGGCAAAUUAUGUUUCAGAAUUGGAUGUGACCACAUUGAUCCUAUUUGAUCUUGGAGAGAUUUAUUUUGAUAAAUAUUGUAAAAUUAUGAGAAUUUAGGUAAACUCUUCUAGAUUUGGGAAGUAGUUAACCAUUUACACUUGCCAUUGUAUUCUGUAAACAUUAAACAGUGCCAAUCAUCAGGUUGCUGGUUCUUACUGAAUUGUAUUGGUAGGAGCUGGUAAUUACUUCACGUGGUUAUCACCUGUAACUAUGAAUGUGAUCUGUACUUGAAGGAUUGUUGAUGUCAAGUAUUUAUUGUCUGGGAGAUAGCAGUAUUACUAAGCUGGACAGAUAAUAUUCAGUAACUGCCAUAUAAAAAUUCACUUCUACAAACUCAUCGUCUUGUUAUGUGUUAUAUUCUUGUAAUCUACUAAUAUGUUGAAAAGACCAGUUUCUUUCUAAGACAACUACAGAUUUUGUCCAAGUUUUCUAUGCCAGACAUUAGAAAGUUCCUUCAUCUCUGACAUCAUUCUCUGCUUGGCUCUUUGCAAUUAUGCCUGGUUAGAAAACAGUAGGGAAAUAUUGAUUGCCUUUUAAAAUGUGUUAAUGUCACAGUAAAGCCAUCAUUACUAUCUCAUUUUUGUUAUUCAAGGCUUUUGCAGACAUUGGUAAUUAUUGGUAAUUACUUACUAUGUUUAUGGUGAUUUUUUUAUUUAUCUGUUGGUAUCUUUUCUGGGGAAUAUAGCAUGUACUUAAGUCUAUCAAAUAUUAUUUGAUUAACUUUCACAGAUUUUCUCUCACAUUCUAAAUGAAGCUCAACUGCAAAGGCCUUUUAUUAUUUUAUAUUACUUUCAAACAGUUGAGUUAUUUUAAGUUGUAACACUUAACUUGAUUUCAGAUAUUUGCCAAUAUUGGGAUUAAAUCCAAUGUGGAGAGUAUUGUGGAAAGGUUUCCACAGAUCAAGCAUUUAUAGUAUUUAUUUUGGUUUGGGUUUUAUUUGUUUCCUUUCAGAAAAGACAGAGGGCCAGGUCAGGUGGUUACAAGACUGUAAAUUAGCUACCCUGGAGACUGAGGCAGAAUUCAAGGCUUGACUGAGAUAAUGAUGGAGUUCAGGACCAGCUGGGUACUGUCUGAGACUGUCUCAAAAUAAAAAGUUGAAGUGGAAGGGAAAAAGUCCCAAGGACCAAGAAAGAAAAUAUUGUAGUUCAUGUUAUUUGAAGACAAAUGUAUUUGUUUGCCUUACUGGUGGCAUGCUUUAGAGUGAUAGGCAAAAACUGCAUCCUGGUGGACAUUUUGUUGAAGUAUAUGUUAUUUACCAGUGUUGAAUUUUAAAGGAUGUUAAAAUGCCAGUCACUAUGAAGAAAACUAAGCAAGUUUAUUUCAGUAACAUUAUAACAUUAGGGCUUCUUAUUGUAUAAUGCUGAAUGGUGUUAAUAUUUUUGCAGAUACAUAAGAAAAAUGGUUAGCAGUGAAGUUGCUUUUAAACAUAACUUUCCAUCAACUAUUUUUGUGUACAAAAAUUAUGUAUAGUAGGUUAAAAAGAUGCUGGGGUUUUGUUUUGUUUUGUUUUGUUUUAGACCUAAUGGAGAAAUGCCAAAGACAAGUCCUUCAGUGAAUUAUGAAAAUAUUCAAGUGUUCUCUUGGACUUUGUAUGAAUCAUUAGUAGGCUUUAAAAUUGAAAAAUAUCUCUCUAAACAUGUUUGAGCAAAAAAUUGUACCAUUCUUAGCCGGGCGUGGUGGUGCACGCCUUUAAUCCCAGCACUUGGGAGGCAGAGGUAGGAGGAUCGCCAUGAGUUCAAGGCCACCCUUAGACUACAGAGUUAAUUCCAGGUCAGCCUGGACCAGAGUGAGACCUUACCUCAAAAAACCAAAAAAAAAAAAAAAAAAAAUUGUACCAUUCUUUAACAUGAAGCAAUUUUUGAUUUGACAAAGCAAAAACUUGAAUUUUUCAAAUAAUUUGAUAUGAUUAAAAAUACCUUAAAGGAAGCAAUUUAUAAUUUCAGCUAAUAUGCUAAAUAUCACACUAAAAGUUAAUUUGUUGGGGAAACAGAAUGGCAGUGGUGGGAUUUAACAUAUUCUGUAGUAUAAUUGUACUUUUGAAAUAUGAAGGAAUUUGUCCUCAGUCAUAUGUUGGAGUUAUGUAUAGGUAAUAUUGAUUUGUGUAGUUUAUUUGAAAGCUAAGAAUGUGUCCCGAAAAGGGCCAUUAUGAGAACAAUCUGAAGUCAUUUUUCAUAAAACGACCUUUUUAGUUGUAUGUUUGACUAGUGUUUUUGAAAUAUGUGACUUUAAAAAUAAUGUCUUGUUAACUAGUAUACGUGAAUGAGUAAUUUAUUUUGUAUCAGAAAUGUUUGAUACUGUUUUUUUUUCAUUCAAACCACUAAGUUAUCAAUAGAUACUGCUGUGUAAAAUAUGUACUGAACAUGAUGAUGGUUAUUGUGCAAAACAGAUUGUGCCUAUUAAAUUUAUGUGGAUACAAGAAAUUCACAUUUUACUAUAAAUACCAUUUUGCAAGUUUUUUAAUUGUCUGUAUUUUCCAUUCACAAUUGGGCUAGAGCAUAUUUUUGAUGUAUAUAAAUACAAAAAGGAUAUAUCUGAUCUGAUGCUUAGAGAUUUCAGCCAGUAGCACAGUACAGUUUCCUACAUCCCAUCUCUGGGAUUUCUGAUGUAUUUUCUGCAUUUUCUUUAAUUUAGAAGCAACACCUCCAACAUUGUAUGAUCAGUUCUGCAGAGCUCAAUACUAAUUUUGGCUUCUGGCUAGUGGAGCCAAGAGCCCUCUCCAUCUAUUAGAUAAUAAGUAGUUCAUAUAACAUUUCUGUAAUCCUCUUGUUGAUGGUAAAUACUUUAUAAUAAUUUUUAAUAAAGUUUGUGUCAUUCUUUUGGACAAAUA
This is a messenger RNA of Jaculus jaculus (lesser Egyptian jerboa), 4474 nucleotides long. It is a transcript of the gene Hspa13, whose product is annotated as heat shock protein family A (Hsp70) member 13. Gene Ontology annotation, molecular function: heat shock protein binding; ATP hydrolysis activity; ATP-dependent protein folding chaperone. The record is from RefSeq and is a predicted model, not a curated record. Gene Ontology annotation, cellular component: cytosol; cytoplasm; nucleus. The transcript is spliced from 5 exons. NCBI's taxonomy places the organism in Eukaryota, Metazoa, Chordata, Mammalia, Rodentia, Dipodidae. Gene Ontology annotation, biological process: protein refolding; cellular response to unfolded protein; vesicle-mediated transport. Bases 67 to 1482 code for a protein of 471 amino acids.